This is a messenger RNA of Myotis lucifugus (little brown bat), 9329 nucleotides long. It is a transcript of the gene ZHX3, whose product is annotated as zinc fingers and homeoboxes 3. The record is from RefSeq and is a predicted model, not a curated record. Bases 397 to 3261 code for a protein of 954 amino acids. Gene Ontology annotation, molecular function: DNA-binding transcription factor activity, RNA polymerase II-specific; DNA binding. The transcript is spliced from 4 exons. Gene Ontology annotation, biological process: regulation of transcription by RNA polymerase II. Gene Ontology annotation, cellular component: nucleus. Lineage: Eukaryota; Metazoa; Chordata; Mammalia; Chiroptera; Vespertilionidae.
CGAGCCACCCGGGAACGCUUUUUUCCUUUUGGAUCUGUGGUUCGCGGUCUGUCCUGUAUCAAAAGACCUCUCCGACAGCCUAUCGGGAUGUGGGCCCUGCAAAGAAGAUGCGCUCAGAAGGCUCAGGAGGACUGAAUUGCAACUGCAGAAGCAACAACAAGUGAACCUUUAAAGAUGCACACGGGACUGUAUAAAGUGAAGAGAGAUACUGAAGAAACCAAUGAAGUAAGAAAAAAGUAUAUUUCCCAGGUUUAAUAGGGAAAACUUGCUUUCUGCAAACAACUGAAAAAGCUGCCUUUGGAAACUCUCUGGCCCUCAUGCAGCAGCUGGAACUUGUACUGUGAGGCCUUGACAGGACAAGCUGUCCCCAAGCCAUCACCCGGAGCGGUUGUCGCCAUGGCCAGCAAGCGGAAAUCCACCACCCCAUGCAUGAUUCCCGUGAAGACCGUGGUGCUGCAGGAAGCCAGUGCAGAGGCCCAGCCCGCCGAGGCUCUGCCCGAAGGACCCCCACCGGACCUGCCCCCAGAAGCGCCUGCCACCAGCAGCGAGGUCGCCCAGGCCUCCAGCAAUACCGACAGCGCUGCGCUGGCCAACGGCCAUCAGAGCACUUUGGAUGGCUAUUUGUAUUCCUGUAAAUACUGUGAUUUCAGAUCCCAGGACAUAGCCCAGUUUGUGGGACACAUGAACUCCAAGCACACAGACUUUAAUAAAGACCCGACCUUUGUAUGCACUGAGUGCAGUUUUCUGGCAAAAACUCCUGAGGGGCUUUCUCUGCACAAUGCCAAGUGCCACUCGGGGGAAGCCAGCUUUCUGUGGAAUGUGGCCAAGCCAGACAAUCAUGUGGUCGUGGAGCAGAGCGUCCCUGAGAGCACCAGCACUCCUGACCCGCUGGGCGAGCCCAGCACUGACGGGACCGAUGGACAAGCCGAAAUCAUCAUCACCAAAACUCCAAUCAUGAAGAUAAUGAAAGGCAAAGCUGAAGCCAAAAAAAUUCAUACGCUCAAGGAAAACGCCCCCAGUCAACCUGUUGGUGAGACCUUACCAAACCCACCAGCUGGGGAAACAGAGGCAAAAGAAGAGGACCACUCCUUUGUCAAUGGGGCGGUUCCAGUCAGCCAGGCACCCACCAACCCCGCCAAGCCUCCCCAUACGACCAAUGGGCCCCUGCUGGGGACAGUGCCAGUUCUGCCAGCUGGUAUAGCACAGUUUCUCUCUCUCCAGCAGCAGCCCCCAGCACAUGCCCAGCACCACACCCACCAGCCACUGCCCACCUCCAAGUCCCUUCCCAAAGUGAUGAUCCCCUUGAGCAGCAUUCCAACAUACAAUGCGGCCAUGGACUCCAACAGCUUCUUGAAGAACUCUUUCCACAAGUUCCCCUACCCAACCAAAGCUGAGCUCUGCUAUUUGACUGUGGUUACCAAGUAUCCAGAAGAACAGCUCAAGAUCUGGUUCACAGCCCAAAGGCUGAAACAAGGGAUCAGUUGGUCCCCCGAAGAGAUCGAGGACGCCCGGAAAAAGAUGUUCAAUACAGUCAUUCAGUCUGUCCCUCAGCCCACAAUCACCGUUCUGAAUACUCCUCUGGUUGCCAAUGCUGGCAACGUCCAGCAUCUCAUCCAGGCUGCCCUCCCAGGUCAUGUUGUGGGACAGCCGGAGGGCACAGCAGGGGGACUUCUGGUCACUCAGCCACUGAUGGCCAAUGGGUUGCAGGCACCGAGUUCAUCUCUCCCUCUAGCAGUAACAUCUAUCCCCAAGCAGCCAACUGUUGCGCCCAUUAACACUGUGUGUUCAAACACGACAUCAGCAGUGAAGGUGGUCAAUGCAGCCCAGUCAUUGCUCACAGCAUGCCCGAGCAUCACUUCCCAAGCCUUCCUUGAUGCCAGCAUCUACAAAAAUAAGAAAUCUCAUGAACAGCUGUCAGCUCUGAAAGGCAGCUUCUGUCGGAACCAGUUCCCGGGACAGAGUGAAGUUGAGCAUCUGACCAAAGUGACCGGCCUAAGUACCAGGGAGGUGAGGAAAUGGUUCAGUGACCGGAGGUACCACUGCCGGAAUCUGAAGGGCUCCCGGGUCAUGAUGCCCGGGGAUCCCAGCUCCAUCAUCAUUGACUCUGUGCCAGAGGUGCCCUUCCCCCCAGUGUCCAAGGCCCCUGAUGUGACCUGCAUCCCAACAGCAGUCACCCUGGCCGCCCACCCUUCUGCCAAACGACAGUCCUGGCACCAGACCCCUGACUUCACACCAACCAAAUACAAGGAGCGAGCCCCUGAGCAACUCCGAGCCCUGGAGAGCAGUUUUGCACAAAACCCCCUUCCUCUCGACGAGGAACUGGACCGCCUGAGGACUGAAACCAAAAUGACCCGAAGAGAGAUCGACAGCUGGUUUUCUGAGAGACGGAAAAAGGUGACCACCGAGGGGACCACCAAGGCCGAUGGGAGUGCCUGUCAGGAGGAGGAGGAGGCCGCUGAGGAUGAGGGGGGAGCAGAGGAGGCGGCCGGUGACCUGAGGGUCCCUGGGGAGAAUGGCUCCCCAGAAGUGCCCAGCAGCCACACCUUGGCUGAACGCAAAGUCAGCCCCAUCAAGAUCAACCUGAAGAACCUGCGGGUCACUGAAGCCAAUGGCAAGAGCGAGCUACCCGGGCUGGGCGCCUGUGACCCUGAAGACGAUGGGUCAAACAAGCUGGCCCUGCAGCCACCUGGCAAGGUGAGCUGCAAAAAGACAGCACAGCAGCGGCACCUGCUGCGCCAGCUCUUUGUGCAGACGCAGUGGCCGAGCACCCAGGACUACGACUCCAUCAUGGCCCAGACAGGCCUGCCACGGCCAGAGGUGGUGCGUUGGUUCGGCGACAGCAGGUACGCUCUGAAGAACGGCCAGCUCAAGUGGUACGAAGACUACAAGCGGGGCAACUUCCCACCAGGGUUACUGGUCAUCACCCCUGGCAACCGGGAGCUGCUGCAAGACUAUUACGUGACACACAAGAUGCUGUAUGAGGAGGACCUGCAGAGCCUCUGCGACAAGACCCAGAUGAGCUCCCAGCAGGUCAAGCAGUGGUUUGCUGAGAAAAUGGGCGAGGAGACCCGGGCAGUGGCAGACACAGGCAGCGAGGACCAGGGCCCUGGUGACCCUGCAGCAGUGCACAAAGGGCUGGGCGAUACCUAUUCAGAGGUGUCUGAAAACAGUGAGUCGUGGGAGCCCAGUGCCCCUGAGGCCAGCUCAGAGCCCUGUGACAUACCGAGUCCCCAGGCUGGUCGUCAGCUGGAAACAGACUGAAUUGAACCGAUUACUGUGAAGGACUGGCCAGUCGGGGAUGCUGCCUGCCACGUGGAAGGGCCCCACCCAACUCUCUGCUGACACAUCCAUUCCCAUACCCGGCCUCUGGGCGCACAGAGCUUCUGGAACCUCACAGACAGCCCAGAUCCCUCCUGUCACCUCCGGCCAGCCAUCACCAAGCAAGAGGGAGAGCAGAGUUUCCGUCAGUUCUUCCACAAUGUAGGACCUGUCCUUUGCCUUUCAGUGGAUAAAGUAGUUCAGAUUUCAUAGUCAUAGACACAGAAUCCAAUUUUUAACACAAGUCCGCCUAUACACAUUUAAUGAAACAUCGGAUUAUAAACACUUAUUAUUACAUAGAAACUUUGUUAGCAAAGCAGUACAUUGUCUUUUGCAUCAUCUCUGAAAAUGUCCUGUGUCUGCUCUCUGGACAUCGCUGGGGCCACAUGUUCCCUCACCUUCCAGGUCAGGCAGGGGUGAUCGCACACUCAGACCACAUCUGGAGCCCGGGCCCCUUUGUGUUCCUCAAGGAAGGCAGCACCUUUGAGGUGCUCUCUGCUACCUUAGGUGGAGACCAGUAGAAUCUCCUGCCGGCUCGCAUGCCUGGCAGGAUAAUCAGUGCAGGACCUGCCGUUACUGCAUUUAAGAAAUGACUGGUUAUGUGAUUACCACUCUCUUAAGCUGUUGUAGUAAUUCUGCUUUGUUCAUGGAAGUUUGAAUCAUGGACCGUUACUUUUUAGUUUCCAGAUCAACUAAAGAAAUAUUUGCUAUUAAGCCUAAUGUACUGACUAUAUGUCCGCAUUAAAAAAAAAAUCUAGACAUGCCUAGAGAGAGAGGAAAUUGAAAACAGAACCAGCAGUGGGGACAAAGCGACAGUGCAUGGCCACCGCCUGUGUUCAGAGCCCUCGACCUCUCUCACUGCACAGCCCCCUGCGCUCUGGGAGGGGAGACCCACACCUGCCCGGGGUGAGAGGACGGAUGGGAUUAUCAGAACUGGGGUGGCCUUUGGCACAAUGACCUGCAUGUGGGGGUUCCUGGCAGAACACCCAGAGUCCUCCUGGCCCCCAUGCCAAGGGCCUGGCUGGUGUGCUGGGCACUCGCCCAGGGGUGCUGGGCAUCACUGCACAGGUCCUUGCAGGGUUUAUGGUGUUAAAGGUCUAUAUUUAUAUCUGCAGACUUGGAAACAAGAUCUCUGUCUACAUUAGCCUAACCAUCGUGUUCUUUUUUAUAUUAUUAUUGAAAAAAAUCACAGGAACAGAUGCCUUUGAAGCAUUGGGAAACUUGCUUACAACGCUGUAUUGAAUGGUAAACUCUGUCUCCCCAGGACUGGCUGCUUUAAGAGCAGCCACUACAGAGUGCGGCAGGCAAAAGAAGGGUCACUGCAGCACUGCUCACCUGGACACCACCUGCUUCCCAAAGCACUGGGACCUCCUGGGCACGCCCUCCUGGUCCAGGCUGGGCAAGCAGCACGAGGAGACCCCGGAGAGAGGGCAGGGGCUUUGGGCAAGAAAUACUGGUGCUGGGUUAGGCAUGGUCCUUCCUCCCCCCCACCCCUCCCCAGGAACUGGACCAGGCAGGCUCUUCACUGGCCUUCCAGGAGAGGGCUUGCCUUGCAAAUCAGAAGUCCUUAGACCUUGUUCUUUGGAAGUGUCUUCUUCUGCCCUCUCUGUCCCAAUAGGUACCACCCCUUAUGUGUUUCAAACAGGUGGCUUGUGAGUAUUUGGCAAGCUUUGCAGCCUAUUGUUUUUUGUACACUUUCCAUUUUGGAGGGUGAAGCUAUUUAGCUCUAAAGCUCUCUUUACAGAAUUGCCAAGAAUGACGAGUUAUUGCCUUCCUUCAGAGAACAGAUGCCUGGAAUUUUUCCUUUAGUGUUUAUGUACAUGCAGGUUAAUUUAUGUAUACACAUAUACAGUAUAAAUACUCAUUUGAUGCUUUGCUCGUGAAAUGGACAUCUGACAUGUACACUUGAGGAACUUGGUGGCACAUGGGUGUUGGGAGAAGUAGCCUGUGUUGGAUGGAAUGCUGGUACAUGGGGUGCAGUGGGCGGCCCAGCACGAAGCCAUCUCCAAGUGUCUGAAACACACCCUGCCGGCAUCACCCCCGGAACGUUGUCACACCGGCCAAAGGGGUGUGUCUGUAGAGAGGAUAUUCUUGGUUAUUUGUAUUCACAUUUCAUUUACAAUCCAAAUAGCAAGACAGAAAAAAUAAAGUACAUAGAUGGACAAGUUCAUGCAAGACAGAGAGAGCAACCCAACCUCAGCACCAACUCACCUUUAAGAGGUGGAAAAAUUGGCAUGUUUUCCUCACAUUGUUGGCCCUGUCCACCCACCAGGGCCACACAAGGAAUAACAAGACUGCCCAGGUUAGGGGCCAGAGUGAGCAGAGCGCCUCCCUCCAGUGCUCUUGGGCCGGAGUGGUUAGUGGGGUGUGGGCCUCACGCUUGAAAGAAUAAAAGAUCAAACAUGAUGGGGAGAGAGACGGGACAUCAAGCAGGUGCCUAAAAGGAUAUUUCAGGUACCCAAGGCUUUGGUGCAGAACCGUAAACAUAGCCAACUGGGCACAGAGAAAUAGCCCAGAAAUCAGGACUAUACCCCAGUGCCGGGGGCACGUGGCCCUGCCACAAGACAGAUCUUGGUGGUUUUGCACACGACUGAAGGGGGAGCUUCUGUGAUGCCGCUACGGCAGAAGGCAGUCUGUGGGCUGCAGAGCUGAAGGUGGGGUGGGGUUAGUCUCUUGAGAGGAAGAGCCUGUUUUGUAAGGUGACUGAUCUUUCCCUGGUCCUCUGCAUGCACUUGGACUCGUCAGAGGCAGUCAAGUAUUUCACUCUUUCUAGUUGCCCAUGUCUUAUCCAUGUUUGGUUUAUUAUAAUUUUUACAGUGAGGUUGUAUAUCCGGUUUUAAGAGGUGAAGCCAGACCAUCACCUGAUACAGGAAAUCUGGAUUUAUGGUACAUAUAGUUUGCAUAUUUUGAUUACUUGUUUGAGUCUUGAGGAGCAUUUGGUUUGGGAGGAGGUUCCUUCUCCAGGAGUCGCGGGUUCCUGAACUAGAAUGCCGAGUGGGGUGGUGGCCAGCACUGGGCUUCGGCAGACUCUGGGGCUUAGGGCUCCUUUCUUGGCCGAGUGACCUGCAGCUGUUGAGGUGGACCAAAGCGCCUCGACCGGAGGCCUCGCACCCUGCUCUUCAGAAACAAAAGGUGGGGGCUCAGCAGAGGGCUGGGUGGUGCCUUAUAGGCUCCCACGUGUACUAAUGGCCGUGGCCCAGCUGGCCAUGGGAGGCUGUCCCCCCAGGGAGUUUCAGUGUGUCCUCCAGGCUGAGAUGUGGCUCGGUCAGUGGUCCUGUGUCUCCUCCUCUGACUCGGACAUCUGUGCCAGGCUGCCUUCCGUGCAGGUGCACUGCCCUUUCUGGUUGGGCCUCGCCUUGCUCUGCACAUCCUCUCCCAUGGCUUCCUGCUUGUGCUGCCCUCUUUGGGCCCUAUUGCCUCGUCUUCCUUUCUCUUCUCGGACCAAAAUUGGGGAUUGGAGCAGCUUGUCAGUUCAGACACCACACCCAAGUGGAUAAAGGCCCUCUGUGGGAGAGGAGAACAAGCCAAGAAGAAAAACUUAAAUAAAACCAAACCUGGAGUUUGGGCUUUUCCUCAAGUAUUCCCCCUUUUCCUUGCUCAGACUUCUCCUGGGGCAGGUUAUCAUUUGACUCACCUUUUGUGUGAAAUUUAAAUCUUUAUGUAUCCCACUGCUUUGCAAGGCUCAGUUGUGUUGGAGAAAAAAAAUCCUCUAGAUAUGCAAGGUCUGCACAGCCAGCAGCCAGCCUGGGCCAGGAGGUGAGUAGGGUUCAGUUCUCCUCACUCCAGCCUGGAGCCCUCCCUCUGCAGGGACCUCUGAUUCGGCUUCCUCCGCUGCCUGUCGCUAGCACAGGCCGCCUAGCCUCCUGCCCAGCCUUGGGGAGCACCUUCCUCAGCAAAGCUCCAGCACCUGAGAAAGGGAGUGUGGAGGCCCAGCCUUCUCUGCAUAGUCCCCUCCCUGAGCGAGGCUUGUCUGAGGUGCCCGCCCUGCUGGCUUCUCUGGCCCAUUUAUGAUGCUGAGCCCUGGGGCACCAGGGCUGAGGAGACUGCGGGCGACCUUGCAAAAAAGUGGUGGGUUUGGAUUUGGGCCGAGUGACUGGAUGCAGGUGGCUCUCGUGGGUGCUGCUUGGCUUGCUCCCCAGCUCAGCUGCAAGUCCAGAGGCUUACAGUUCGAAUUCAUUUCUGCUGGAAUCUAUGUGUCCCCAGUGCCGGUCACACUGGAACCGGGGGCUCACCCCAGUUCUCUCUGGGUUGACCCAGCAUCUGCACGUAGCUGAGAGGAGCACAGACACAGAGCAUUUAGUCCCAGAGAGUCUGCUUCUCUGGUUCUUUAGUCCUGAGCUCACUUGUCAAGACUGGCUGUUCUGUGACCUGCCUGCAAACCUGGCCUCUCCUUUGAGUGGGGCCCUAGUCCUUCAUCAGACUGGAGACAUGACAGUCUGGAUCCCACAGGAACCAAGCAUUCUACCUGCCCCCAAAUCUGGAGCAGGAGUAGAGACCCAAAGUCUGGGAUGGAUGAGGUAGGCCCUGGUUACCAUAUGGACAGGGCAAGCACCUGCAACCUGGAGUUUAAAAAUGAGAUCUUUUAGUUUGCAGGACUGCAAGGAUCCACAAAGAACAUAUAGUUCCUGCCUUGUUGCCGCCCCAAGGCUCACACAGCCCUCAGGACCUGGUCCUUGCUGCUGCUCAGGCCUGAGCCAGGCCCAGCGGAGGGAGGUGAGCACAGGGGCAGGCCCUAGGAUGGGGCUGUGGUCCUCCCCUCUCUCCUGCUGUCCACUAGGGGCGGCUGGUAAGCCGGGCUUCCUGAGAGGGAGUGUUUACCUAUUUUAGUGCCUCUUCCUUCAGGAGAUGGCUCUGGUGGCGUGUGUGCACACGUGAGCACUUGAGUGUGUUAGUAGCUUCUCUUUGCUAAUGCUUUAUAACUCCUUUCCAUGACGAGUGGAGGGUUUAAAAGUACUCAGUGUAGCUGGGGCUGCAGUGAACUCUCUGGGAUGACACAGGCUGUUCAGUCACUGAACAUAAAAAGCUGCAAGUGCUCCGUCUUCCCCACAGGGUACAUGUUAAUCCUGCAAUUUGUGUUUAAAGAGAGAGAAUGUCACUUGCCCCUGGCUCCUGCCCAUACAGCUGUCUCAUUCUUGCAGUUUACGGGAGCCCCAGGUUUCCCAGAGCCAGGAGGGGAGCCUGCCCCCGCCCUGCCCCCAGUAGGGAGCCAGCAGGGUCGGCCCUGCGCAGUGAAGCCGGCCAGUGCCAGGGGAGAGGUGAGCACCUGCGUCAGGAGGGCCAGACUGGGCCAUAGUUUAAAAAGAGAAAAUACGCCAACCUUCCCCUCUCCUGCCAGCCAUUGUUCAUUGAAAGUUCACUGCGCACAGUCUUUGUGGAACUCAGGGAGUUUGCCAAAGGCCUGCAGAUUCCUUCCUCAAGGUCCUGAUUCCAGGUUUUCUACUGUCGGGUAGAUUCUGGACUCUGUACAAACCCUUUGUUCCAGAGGGCUGCUGAGAAGUGAGGAGGGGAUGACUGUUGACCAGUUUGCUUUUGGUUCGCUUCUUGUCUCCCAGAGAUGGCUGAAGAAGUGAUCACCUUGGUGCUAAGAGGCAGCUGCCCUGUUUCUGUUUGUCCGGAGGCAGAUUAAAACGUUACCAAACCAUGUAGGAGGGGUCCCACGGCCUGCGGUGGCCACUGUGAGAGCGCAAACGGAGAGGGGCGCUUUGUCGCUUUGUCCUUUAGGCCUGGGUGGAACGGGAUUCUGCCACAGGGGAAUGUUUUUAACAGAGAUUGUGACUUGCCUUUGGACCAUGGCUGUGCCGAGGCGAGGCUGGCACUGGGCCGUCUCCAGGCUCACAAGGUCCCUGUAGGGAUGCUGCUAUUUCUAAGAUGCAAAUUGCACAUUUCCUAGAUUUUGUAUCUGUGGAUGUGGAUAAGAGAAGGCAACAGGGAAAAACUGCUUGUACAAUUUGAAAUGGGCCGAAAUGGUACUUCAAAUCUUUCAAUUGUUCCUAAAUAAAAAUUUAAAUACA